AUGGUAAAACUGGCAAACCCGCUCUACACGGAGUGGAUUCUCGAGGCCAUACAGAAAAUCAAACGGCAGAAGCAGAGACCUUCAGAGGAGAGGAUAUGCCACGCGGUCGGCACGUCGCACGGACUCGAUAAGAAGACGGUCCUUGAGCAGUUGGGAUUAAGCGUUCAUGAUGGGUCUAUUCUCAAAGUCACCAACAAGGGGAGCACUUCUUACAAAGACCCCGGCAAUCCUGGAAGAGUCGUCGCCACCGCCACAGCUGCCGCGCAACCCCCACCCGCACCGCCUGCCCCUGUGCCGACAAAGGAAUUUAAGUGGGAUUCCCAAGAUCUGCGUCACGUUGAUUGGAAUAAAAUACUGCGUCGCGCCAUCGAAGGCUUGGAUGAUACGCACGGGUCCUCUCUGAAAAACAUCGAGAGGUAUCUGAGAAACCAGAGGGAUUUGGCCAAAGUCGCCGUCAACCCCGCUUUCGGGCAGAGGUUGAGGUUAGCGGCCAAGCGUUCGGUGGGCAACGGGAGGCUGUUGAAAAAUGGCCCGCGAUAUAAGCUCAGUCCACAAGGGGGCGGCAUGGAGCACAGCAGAGGGCAUUCCAGGGGCGGCAGUACGGCCACAAUACUGCUGACCACGGUGACGCUCCUGCCACAUGAGCGCGAUCAGAUGCGUGUGGAUCCCAUUCCCAUCUGCAGCUUCUGCCUCGGGACAAAGGAGUCGAACCGGGACAAGCGGCCGGAGGAGUUGUUGUCCUGCGCAGACUGUGGCAGCAGCGGGCACCCGUCAUGUCUGAAGUUCUCCCCAGAUUUAACAUGCAACGUGAAGCGACUCCGGUGGCAGUGUAUCGAAUGCAAAACGUGCAGCUCCUGUCGGAUCCAGGGCAAAAACGCGGACGAGAUGCUCUUCUGCGACUCGUGUGACCGGGGUUUCCACAUGGAGUGCUGCGAGCCUCCUCUCUCGCGAAUGCCAAAAGGGACGUGGAUCUGCCAAGUGUGCAGGCCCAAGGAGAACAGCAAGAAGCUGCUUCACCAGAAAGCCCACCAGAUCAAGCGCCGAUAUGCAAAGCCAAUUGGACAUCCCAGGAACAAGCUGAAACAAAGAAUGUGUGUGAGUGGCGGUGGCGGCAGCUCGGCGACCCUGGCACCCGGUAGGGCUCAAAAGAUUUCCGUCUGUUCCACAAAUCCAUCUGGUCAUGCUGCAUCUGUGACGGACACCAGGGGGCCUCGUUGUGCAGUCGAAAUCACCUCCUCUUCCUCCUCCUUCUCCUCCUCCACCACCUCCCCACCUCCCCCUCUCACCUCCACCUCUCUCACCGUAAACAAGAAAACCAAAGGGCUAAUCGACGGGCUUUCCAAAUUCUUUACACCUUCCCCCAUCGGACGCCGCACGCGAGCUGUGUCUUUAGACCAGACCCCGCCCCCCAAACUCUCCGCAGAAUCCCCCAGCCCAGAUUUGACCCAAAAAACCUCCUUGUCACUCCCAGUUACGCCCAACUCGCUGCCAGGCCUUAGCCCGAACGUGCAAGUCUCCAGCGGCUCGACGUCGGCUAACUCCCCCCAGAGCUCUUCCAGUCAGUCUAGCGUGCCGUCCCUGACUAGCUUGUGCACUAGCAGCCACGUUAAGGGCCUUUUCGACGGACUCUCUCACAUAUUUACCACACAGGGACAGUCACGGAAAAAGAGGCUGCCUUGCUAUGCGCCACCCAGACGCAGAAAAAACCAAGCCGAGGGCAAAACGGGAACGGGGCGCCUCCACAAGACCGAGUUUAGCGCUAGCAAAAGCAGGCUGCCAGGAUGUCCCCGAGGAUAUAAGGUGGUCAGUCAUUUCAAGCGUAACCCCUUCCUUAAAAAGCACAGGACUCUAGGCAGGCUGCGCUAUAGGGUGAGCCCACACAAGGGGGCGCUGUCUCCGGGAAAGGCAGACUUGAAAGACGGACAAGAUAAAGCAGAGAAUAUCCAUGGGCUGAACGGCGAGUUGCGGCUGAAGAAGGAGGUGCAAGCGGCCGCCAUGUCUCGAGAACACGUCAACGAGGACGACGUCGAGACAUUCUCCAGGGUACAGGAGCUCGCUACACAGAGACCCGGUGCUCUGGACAGCGACUCGAUGAGAUUUCCCUCCAUCAUCGAGUUCGGAAAGUACGAGAUCCAGACGUGGUACUCGUCGCCGUAUCCUCCAGAGUAUUCGAGACUACAAAAGCUUUAUUUGUGCGAGUUUUGUCUGAAGUACAUGAGAAGCAAAAACAUCCUGCAGAGGCACACGAAGAAGUGCGGCUGGUUUCACCCUCCGGCCAACGAGAUCUACCGCAAGGACGACCUCUCCGUGUUCGAGGUCGAUGGAAAUGUCAGUAAACUCUUCUGCCAAAACCUCUGCCUUUUGGCCAAACUGUUCCUGGAUCACAAAACACUUUAUUACGACGUGGAGCCGUUCCUGUUUUACAUCCUCACGCAGAACGACGAGAAGGGCUGUCAUCUGGUGGGAUACUUCUCCAAGGAGAAGCUUUGCCAGCAGAAGUACAACGUGUCGUGCAUCAUGAUCCUGCCUCAGCACCAGCGCCGAGGAUACGGACACUUCCUCAUUGAUUUCAGCUAUCUGCUCACGAGGCGCGAAGGACAAGCCGGAUCCCCCGAGAAGCCGCUGUCCGACCUUGGCCGCCUGUCGUACGCGGCGUAUUGGAGAAGCGUGGUGCUGGAGUUCCUCUGGAAGCACCGGCAGAAGCGCAUCAGCGUCAGGGGUAUCAGCCGCGCCUCCGGGAUGUGUCCUCACGACGUGGCCGCCACCCUGCAGCAGCUCGGCAUGAUCGACCGGCGAGACGGCAGAAUCGUGUUGGUGCGGAGGGAGCGAGUGAUCCAGAGACACGUGGACCGGCUGAGGGAGCGGCCCAGGCGGUUCCAGGUCGACCCCAGCGCCUUACGAUGGAACCCACCCAAGAACCACCAUGUGCCCACCACCUCCGACGAAGAGGAGGAGGAGGAGGAGGAGAGGGAGCUGCAGCGGCAGAAGGAGCAGUCGCGCUGGGACAAAGACGACCUGUUCUCGCCCUCCUCCCACAGCGGGCGUCCCACUCUCACCAAAGUCCACUGCAAGAUCCCGUACCGCACCUACGAGCGCCGCGCCAUGUCCGCAUGGAGCCGCCGCAUCCAGGAAGCCGAGGACCGCAGCCAUGACGACGAUGAGGCCGACGACGAUGACGAGGAUUCGGACAGCCUGCCGCCUGUCCUCACCAAAGCUCACGUCAUGCUUGCCACCAAAAGAAAGCAGAGGUCUGUGGUGCUGAAGAAGCGCGGCCGAAAAAGAAAGCGAGUGAACAGCAGCGUCACCACGGAGACCAUCUCGGAGACGACGGAAGUGUUGAACGAGCCGUUUGACCAGUCGGAGGACGAGAGGCCCAUGCCCCACCUGAAGAGGACCUCCCACAUCGGGGAGGAGGAGGACGACGAGGAGGACAGAGAUAUGGCCCCAAAGAAGAGGAGGAGAGGGAGGCCACGACUGGACAAAAACCUUCAGAAAGACAGGCGUGAACUCUGGGGCGGAGAGGCUGAUUUCUUGUGCAAAAGGCCCAUUUUGCGACCGCUGAAACGGAAGAAAGGCUGGCCCAAAGGCGUGAAGCGCGGCCCUCCCAAAUGGAGAACCAAGAAGGAGAGGAAGAUGGGCUUCAAGCUGAACCUGUACACGCCUCCUGAGACGCCCCUGGAGCACCGCAUGCACACGGAGGAGGCGGAGCAGGGCUGUGCCAGCGCCAACGAGGGCAGCCAGGCAGGGCGAGGGCGCGACAGUCCUGAUGUGACGCUGGAGGAGCUUCACUCACAGCCACACAGCCCAGAAGCAGAGUCCCAUAAAUCCAGCUCUGCUGAGGACUCCCCGGUCUGCUCCCCGGCUCCUUACUGCUCCCCUGAACCUCCCACCGAGCCACAGGACAGCGAGCCCGAGUCCCCCAAAGACUCUCCCAAAGACCUGGAGCAGGACGAGAGCCCAGCGGAGAGCAGAGAGGAGAUCCGAGAGGAGAGCAGACCAGAGAUUAGACCAGAGACCAGAGCAGAGACCAGAGCAGAGACCAGAGCAGAGACCAGAGCAGAGGCCAGAGCAGAGGCCCCAGAGAGAGAGGAGGAGGAGGAGGAGGAAGAGGCCAGAGAGGAGCAGGACGAAGAGGAGGAGCAGACGUCAGCGGAGCCCGAGCCCGCACAGGAAGAGCCCGAGCCGCAUGUUCCCAACGCUCCUGAAUGCACCACAGAGUUCCUUGAUUCAAACCCAUGUGAGGCGGGCCAGCAGGUUUCCAUUGCGACAGAUGAGGAGGACAGGAUUGAGGCUGCGGCGGAGGAGGAGGCUUCAACAGAACCAGAGCAGCGCGCCAUCCCAGAGUCAGCGGUGGAUUCUGGACAUGCCUCCGAGGAGGAGGUGGCCCCAAGCCCCUGUGAGGGCCACCCUCCCUCUGUGCCCCCACACAAACCCGCCAGCCCCGCCCCCCAGCAGGAGGAGCCCCUGUGCCCGGAGCUGGACUCUGAGACAGUGCAGGCGGUGCAGUCGCUCACGCAGGACGUGGUGUUCCAGGACUGUGCGGAGCCUCAGGAGCCCUGUGCCCCAGUGCAGCCAUACGCCCCCGUGGCCCCUAGCCCCGCACCUGUGCCCGAGGACUGCCCCCAGUCCGACCACAGCAGCCCCCUGUCGUCCGUUACGUCCCACCCCAGCCAGUCCGUGCGCUCUGUGAACAGCCCUGCGGUGUCGCUGCUGGAGAGCAGCUACACGCAGAUCAGCCCCGACCACGGCGCCAUGGUGCUGCACGGGAACCUGGAGACCAGCCCCGUGAUGGAUGUGCCGUCGGUGUCGGACCACGGCCAGCAGAUGGUGGACAGCGGCUUCAGCGACCUGGGCAGCAUCGAGAGCACCACGGAACCGUACGAGAACCCCAGCAGCUAUGACUCGUCUCUGGGCUACGGCAGCGCUCUGUCCCAGGGCAGCUGCGCCGUGGGGCCCGCCAUGGUCGGUUGCACGUUGAUGUCGCAGAACCUGAGCUCGCCGCAGCACUGCAACGUCAAGUCUCCACAGGGUUGCGUGGUGGAGCGCUCCCCCAGCAGUGGACGCCACGGGCAACACACACAGCACAAUCAGAUCAGCCACAACCAGCACCAACACGCGGCGCACACUCUGAACCAGCCGCACAAUCAGCCGCACCCUCACAGCGCGCCACAUCAGACACACUCUCACAACGUGCAGCACGCAACGCACUCCCACAGCGCGCCGCACCCACACAUCCACACUGCACCGCACCCCCACAGUGCGCCUCACCCGCACACUGCCUCCCGCUCCUCACACUCCCACAACACCGCACACUCGCACUCCCACAACACGCCGCACGCCCACAACUUAGUGCAUGCACACCCUCACGCGCAACAUGAUGCGCACAAUCAGCCCUUGUCUCACAACCCCACUCCGCACCUGGCGUCGCACGGGCGCCACAGUUCUGUCCACGCGCAGCAUAACUCCGCCCUCUCGCAGCAUAACUCCGCACACACCCAGCCGCACCUUCACAGCUCCUCGCACUCCCAGCACAACACCGCACACACACACAACCCGAUGAGCCACAAUCACAGCCUGCACCACAAUCAACUGCCGCAGCACAGUCUGCAUGGGCAACAGCACGCCGUUCCCCAGUGCGCCUUGCCCGCCUCCUUCACCCCGGCCGUGCCGCUGUCUGACCUGCCUGAGUCCAGCCCCAACUUCCUCUACGAGCGCCUGAACCCGCAGGGCGAGUACGGCGCGCACUACAGCCAGCCGUCCGGUCUGAGCUUGGCCAAACUGCAGCAGUUCACCAACUCCUUCAUGGAGCACCCCUUCAGCCACCCGCCCGCGCACCCCAUCACAUCCUACGCCAACACGCCCGCCCUGACGCAGGCGCCGCAGUCCACCAUGACACCACCGCCUGCCUCGCAUGUCAUGCUGCAGCGGAACCUCCAGCAGCAGCAGCAGCGCGUGCAGUCACAGAUGGUGGCGGCGGCAGCGUCCAAGAGCCACACGCCGUCCCGCUCCAAGACGCUCCACGCGCACCAGCAGCCCAUGUACGCGCCGCGCACCGUGUCCCGUGUCAGCCUCAUGCCCGGCGCCAACGCCUACAACUCCAUAAACAUGCCCCAGCUCAAUGGCUACGCCAUGAACAGCGGCUACCACGGCAACCACGGGUACAUGAACCAGUCGCCCCAGUACUCUAUGCAGAUGGGCAUGAUGGGGACGCAGCCGUACGGACAGCAGCCCAUGCAAGCGCCGCCGCACGGGAACAUUGUGUACUCUCCCGCGGGACAUCACACCUACGUGAACGCCGGGAUGUCCAAGCCGCCGCUGAAGGGCCCCGGGUUCAUGCGGCGGUAG
Knipowitschia caucasica is the source of this 6345-nucleotide messenger RNA. NCBI's taxonomy places the organism in Eukaryota, Metazoa, Chordata, Actinopteri, Gobiiformes, Gobiidae. The record is from the annotation of a GenBank genome assembly.